This is a messenger RNA of Trichomycterus rosablanca, 2150 nucleotides long. RefSeq names its product zinc finger and BTB domain containing 24 (gene zbtb24). Gene Ontology annotation, biological process: regulation of transcription by RNA polymerase II. Gene Ontology annotation, molecular function: DNA-binding transcription factor activity; RNA polymerase II cis-regulatory region sequence-specific DNA binding; protein binding. The record is from RefSeq and is a predicted model, not a curated record. Bases 1 to 2127 code for a protein of 708 amino acids. The transcript has 6 exons. NCBI's taxonomy places the organism in Eukaryota, Metazoa, Chordata, Actinopteri, Siluriformes, Trichomycteridae.
AUGUGUGAGCAAUCCCAAAUUCAUCCUCAAAACCUUUUAAACUUUUUUUCAAAAACCCACAAGAAUACAAUCCUCAGUAAAUUUGACUCAUUAAGAAAAAGAGAAAUACUGUGCGACAUAACACUUAUCGUGGAAGAUGUGCACUUCAAAGCACAUAAGGCUCUGUUGGCUGUGAGCAGUGAAUAUUUCACCUUACUGUUUACUGAUGAGGACCAGCUUGGCCAGAGUAUCUACAGGCUGGAUGGCAUGGCUGCAAAGGCUUUUGCAUCUGUACUGGAAUUUAUCUACAGUGGCAACAUAUCAGUAGAGGCGAGCAGCACAGAGCAGCUGUUGGACGUGGCCCGUUCUCUAGAGAUAAACGAAUUGGUCAAAGCUCAUGCAGACUUUCAAGUCAGCCGUUCUGUCACAGCACUGAGUGAAGGCUCGAUGGUGGGAGAUAAUAACACUAGCACAGCUGCAACUCCUUCCAAGCGCAAAAGAGGACGGCCAAGAAAAUAUGUAAACACGAUUGUAUUGCCAGACUCAGGUCGGCUGCCUCAGGACUCAGUUGAAAAAGAAAACUCCAAUAAUUCCCUUCCCAGAGACUCUGAUGAUUCUGACUAUGACCCAGAAAAGAACAAACCUCGGCAUGGCAAACGGGAAAUAAGGCAGCCAGUAAAACUGAAAAGCUAUAGGCUGGGAGAUGAGAUUAGUGAGUUGAGAGUGCUGGCAAAGAAAAACAGAAGGAGAAAAUACUCACUAACAGAGCCACACUGUGACGACUGUGGCAAAGUGUUUAAAAACCAUUUGUUUUUAAAAAUACAUCAACGAACGCAUACAGGGGAAAAACCAUUCAGUUGCCAUGUUUGUGGGAAAUGCUUCACCCAGAAACACACACUUUUGGCUCAUGAGCGCAUACACACUGGAGAGAAGCCAUUUGUCUGCAACAUUUGCUCCAAAGCUUUGUCUACAAAGCACUCUCUGCAGGAACACAUGAACCUUCAUGCAGAAACUAAAUCUUUUAGCUGUGACCAAUGUGAGAAAACCUUUAGCCAGAAAAGGCAGCUAAGAAGCCAUUACAGGGUUCAUACAGGAAAAGCAUUACCCGAAUGCACACAUUGUCAGCACAAGUUUUUGGACGCAGCACAACUGAAGAAGCAUCUAAGAACACACACAGGGGAGAAGCCCUUCACCUGUGAGAUUUGUGGAAAGUGUUUUGCCGCCAAGAGCACCUUGCAGACACACAUCAGAAUACACAGAGGAGAAAAGCCGUAUAUGUGCAACAUCUGCAACAAGUCCUUUUCUGAUCCCAGUGCCAGACGACGCCAUGUUGCCUCUCACACAGGAAAAAAGCCUUUCACCUGCUCUGUGUGCAAUCUAUCUUUUGCUCGACAGGACAAUCUAAAAGCUCACAUGAAAAUUCACAACAAGGAGCAGCCAAGAGAGGAAAAUACCCAAUCAACCUCAGAUGAGAGCACAACAGGAGCUGAGAAAAUGCACAACAUCCUGCAGCCACAACAAUACCAGCUACCCACUCACACCGAGCAGGAGAUCCAACUGGUCGUCACCAGUGAGGUGGACAGUAUAAACCUGAUGCCAGUUCAAAAGCCAGGCAUUAACAUCCUCACCACAGAGGGUAACCCUGAAGAGUUGGCAUCACCAGGACAUGCCCAUUCAGGCCUCACACUCUUUACUCAGCCCUCAAGCCAGGUCCAAAACCUAGCACUGGUCACUCAAGAUGGACUAGACCCCAGUGCCCACAUCCAAACCAUGACUGUGGUCGAAGGACAGGUGAGCAGCGAGCGCUCAGAGCAAAUGCAUGUCAUCACGCUGACAAAAGAGGCCAUGGAGCAGCUCCAAGUUCAGCCUGGAACACCACACAAGGUGCAAAUAAGCCCACGACCCUUUCAGCAGCUUCAGGUGAUCCAGCAGAGCAUCCCUCAGCUUUCUGCAACACAGGAGCCACCUAAAAAGCACAACCAGAGUCACUCUGGUGCCAUUCACAUCAGCAACCAAGCUGGCCAGCCAAUAUCCAUCAGCCAGACCAGCGAGCAGAUCCCCAGUACUCAGAUUCAAGGACAGACUUUUCAGAUCCAAGCAGGUACAGUCUCGUACCUUUAUACCACCAACAUGGCACCACAGAACUAAAUAAAGAGGAAUCCGGUUUACAG